CAUUACUACGUCGUGUUCUAAACAAAACGGUCCGAAAAUGAUUCUAUCUCGAACGAAAUCAGACUCGGCUAAGGGGGCUCGCGAUUCCGCCGGAUCCAGCAGCGCUAGGAAGGCAGUUGUUCCCAGCUUUGAAGAUUUUCUGCUGAAGCGAGAUUAUGUCGGUGCGAAAACUGUACUUCAGUGCUCGAAAGACUACGACGAAGUUUCCGAUGCUUUGAAGGAAGUGUGGGUGGCGUUCUGCGACUUCCACAUCGGAGAUUAUAAGGAAUCUUUGCAGCAGUAUGAAAAAAUGUACGCAGCAGAUCGAACUCAACAUGACAUCGCGAUGAAUAUCUGCGUAUGUAUGUUCUAUCUGGGAAUGUACGACGAGGCCCAAAAGCUGAUCGAAGAGCUGCCGGAGAAUCCGCUGAAGAUACGGUUACUGUUUCACUUGGCCCACAAACUUGGCGAAGAGGAUCGCUUGAUGGAAUUGCAUGGAUCGCUUCGCGAUGUAGUCGAAGACCAGUUGAGCCUUGCUGGGAUGCAUUAUCUUCGUUCGCACUAUCAGGAAGCCAUUGAUAUUUACAAGCGAGUUCUGCUGGACAACAAAAAUUUACUGGCGUUGAACGUUUACAUUGCAAUUUGCUACUACAAACUAGAUUACUACGAUAUUUCUCAGGAAGUGUUGGAUUUGUAUCUCAAUCAACAUGCGGACAGUACAAUUGCAAUCAAUUUGAAGGCUUGCAAUCGUUUCCGAUUGUUCAAUGGGCGUGCUGCUGAGCAGGAAAUUAAAAAUAUCGUUGACAAUGGAACCUUUGGAGCCGAUUUGAUCAAGCACAACUUGGUAGUUUUUCGAAACGGCGAAGGAGCCCUUCAAAUCCUGCCCCAGUUGAUCGACAUAAUUCCCGAGGCACGGUUGAAUCUGGCCAUUCAUCACCUUCGCCGGGGGGAGAUUCAGGAAGCGCACCAACUGAUGAAGGAAGUGCAACCAUCGGUACCGCAGGAAUAUAUCCUGAAGGGGGUUGUCCAUGCAGCUCUGGGUCAGGAGACUGGUUCGAAGGAACAUUUGAAAAACGCUCAACAGUGUCUCCAUUUGGUCGGAGGAUCCGCAUCUGAGUGCGACACCAUUCCGGGACGUCAGAGCAUGGCAUCUGCGUUCUUCCUCUACGGACAAUUUGAGGAGGUCCUCGUCUAUCUGAACUCGAUCCGGAGCUAUUUCGUAAACGAUGAUGUAUUCAACUACAAUUAUGCGCAGGCAAAGGCCGCAACGGGUUACUACAAGGAAGCUGAAGAGAUACUACUUCAAAUUCACGACAUCACCAUCAAAACGGAUCACACCUACGCGAUGGUGUUGGCUAAAUGUCACAUCCAUUCGGGGCACGCGGAUCAGGCUUGGAAUAUCUUUCUGACCAAAGAUUCGACUCCGGAUGCGUUCGCACUGCUUCAACUGAUCGCCAACGACAGCUAUCGCGUCGGAGAGUUUUGGGUUGCUGCGAAAGCUUUUGACACCCUGGAAAAGCUCGAUCCCAAUCCGGAAUACUGGGAAGGUAAGCGAGGUUCGUGUGCCGGUGCCAUACAGGCCAUCAUGGCCAAACGUUCCAGUGGUUCACCGCCGGGUGGUGUUGCGGAAGUCAUCGCGCUGCUCCGGGACUCGACGAACAUUCAGGCGGAAAGUAUGCUACGAACGAUUAGACGUUUUGCAAGCAGUAUUAAAUAAAUAACAAAUACGAUAAUGAAAUCAUUUUACUGUGAAAGUGAGGGAUAAAGUUUUUGUGUUAGUUAUUCUCCAUCAUUUAUUUGAUGGUAUUUGCUAACAUCAUCUGAUACAACUAAAUAUUGGUAUAAUUCAGAAUAAAUAUGA
Molecule: messenger RNA, 1840 nt
Organism: Malaya genurostris
Lineage: Eukaryota; Metazoa; Arthropoda; Insecta; Diptera; Culicidae
Gene: Ttc26
Product: intraflagellar transport protein 56
Exons: 3
Coding region: 38-1696 (552 amino acids)
Biological process (GO): intraciliary anterograde transport; intraciliary transport involved in cilium assembly
Cellular component (GO): ciliary basal body; intraciliary transport particle B; ciliary base
Molecular function (GO): intraciliary transport particle B binding; identical protein binding
Source: RefSeq, a predicted model, not a curated record